GGCGGCGGUAACAAAGCGCCAACAACUGGACGCUCCCUGCCGAACAACGGGCCGAUUCUCGUGCUCCUGUGUGCUACGACUCAGCAACAUGUUUGUUGAGAAGACACUGGACAAAAACCUCUGCCUCAAGCUUGCACUUCCUUCAAGUUGACAGGAACUUCAUACAUCCCCUUUGUCCAAUGGAAGCCAGGGGCUACAGCCAGAGGUGGAAGAUGCAUUUCCCAGAGUUUAAACACAGCAGGAGAUCCCUGAGCCCGACUACAAGAGACAGCGAACGAGGCAAAACAGAGAGAGACACAGACAGAGGAGGGACACACAAAAGCGUUUCCAUGGCCCCUACCUCCAGGUACCUGACAGACAGACAGUAUGUGAGCAGAAAGCCUCUGUUCUCUGGAGAACAAUACACAUCCAUCUUAAAGAAGACACAUCCGCAGGUUCACACAGAGAAGGAGAAAAAUGUUAGUGUCAGCAGAAGAGAAGAAAAUCAGCAACACACUGACAUGAAUUUCUUGACAAGACCAAGAGAGGAGCUGACCCCAGAGAGCUUCAGCCUCUCUCACAGUGACCUCUCACCUUCAUCAUCCUCGAGAAAAGACCUCGACUCACCCAUGGGUGUCUCCGAGCUCAGGUCUAGGCUGAACCAUGAAGAACCCACGUUUGGAUCACCUCCUCCUGGCAGCAGACCAGCUCGGCGGAACCUCUUGAGCUCCAUCCUGGAGGUACAGAGACCAAACCCUCCUCUGAGGCCGCAGCUGACUUCCACCGUCCUCCAUCCCACCUACAGCCCUCGCUCAGAGCACUCCAGGCUCAGACUCGGGGGGAGGGACAGGGUAGGUGGGCCAGAGACCAAAAUAUACUCUUCUGGAGGACACUCAAAAGGACAUCCAAUGUCUCCCUGUCAGGCAAACUACUGGGCCUGUGCCAUCCCUAAAGCUCUGCCUCCAUCUCCAGACAGGCACUCCGCAGACUGGGACCCAAACAAGGAGUACCAGGACCUGCUGGACUAUACCUACCCCCUGAGACCAGGACAGACGGUCUGUGAGGGGGACAGCUCCAGGUUCCGGGGAGAGUCUCUCCUCCAAAUAGACCCCACCCUGCAGGACUCAGGGAUUGAGUUGGACCACCUUUGUAGCUCCACAAGCCUAUCAGGGUUUGAUUUGUCUUUCAGUGUGGGUCAGAGGUCAACUGACCUGCAGGGGGUCACCAGGUCCUCAGACGGCAAGCCCUCUGGUACCCUGCUCUCCCAGACAGACCCUGUAGGUUCGUCCUCGGACAGCUUGGACUGCAGUAACAACAGAGACGGAAUGAGUCGUUACAUGUUUGACGGUUGCUAUCAGCAGCAGAAUACACCGUCCUCCUCCACCUUCACCGCUUUUACCCGCUCUACCAGUGUCCUCCCACGGUCCAGGUGUGUAGGAGGGGACGUGGACGAGGAGUUCUGGCCUCUUCCAGAGCAGCUGGUGGAGCUGCAGCUGCUCUCCAGACAGGUGAGAGAGGUGACGGCCAAGCUGAGCCGGCCUGUCACAGCCAGCUGGGAGUCUCUGGAGCUGGGCACCACCUCCAUCCUCUCCUCCGUGACCCUGCCUGAAAAACAGGAGGCUGAAUACGAGGAGGACGAGGCGAAGGACAGAGAGCUGGAGGGUCAUCAAGACUCAGAUGAAGGCAAAGAUGAGCAGGACAGAGAGGAGAGGAGUGCUGCUCAGACUGCAUCAGAUCACAGAGCCUGUGAGGCUGCAAGGCAGAGCUCUGGAGCCUGGGAGGAGUCUGUGAUAGUGGGACUAAAUCCAUCUGGUCUCAGGGAGGUGGAGGUUUUGGUGGAGCAGCUGUGUGACAUCACCCUGCCCAGCAGCCAGAGGAGCAGCCAGGAGGAGCAGGAGCAAAGUGACUCCCUGAUGAGACACAUCCAGGUGUUCUGUUCCCACCUGCAGCAGCUCAUCCAGCAGCUGUACACAGUGUCAGAGAAGAUGGAGCUGCUGGCUACGCCCAUUGUGGACAUGGACAGCGUGAGGUCGUCUCUGGCUGAGUUUCAGAGUUUUCAGAGAGAAGUGAGCAUCCAUCAGCCCCUGACCUCCAGUGUUCUGCACACCGGACGGCUCCUCCUCAGCUGCAUCAGGACCAUGUCUCCACUCUUAAGAGACACCCUGCUGCUGAUCGAGAGGCAGUCUGGAGCUCUGGAAAGCCACACUGAACACUUUUUCUCCUCCAUCCUGUCAGCUAAGGACAGCUUCACCCAGCCCGGCCCAGUCCAGCAGGGCAGAGAGGAGUAGCUGUGCCCUGUGGGGGUCCAGGGGACAACCUGAGCAGGCUGCAGGACACAUCUGUGAUAUGUAUUACUAAUGUGCUUUCUCCCAACAUUCAAUGAUUCCAGGCUGUCAGUUAUGUUUCUUUGUUAAAGGGCGGCUCCAUCUGUGUUCUUUUUUCAUGUUUUGAUGUGGGGACACUAAAGCCCUCACACACACUGUUUGCUGACAGUGUUGGAGAGUGAGCAAAGUGUUAGCUUGGAAGGGUUUAGCUUUGAGGUGGAAGAUUGAGCUAUUUUACAAUUACUAUUAUUGUUGAACCAUUAUUUAACCAGGUGACGACACAUUGAGAUUCAAUAUAAAACUACAUUUGUAUCAUAAAAACCAGGGCACAGAGGCAAAGCAAUAGAUAUUAGUAGUGUAGAUACCUCACUGGCUGUUACUCUAAACUCGCCGCGAUGCGUCUGCACAGGAAACAUAUUGGAGAGGUCAAGAUCCACUAGAAAAAAACAACAAACAACGUGUAUAGAGAGAUGCAGAUUCAUGAAAUUUGUUUUGUUCUAAACAUCAGAAAGUGAAAAUGAUAGUGGUUACUUACUUGAAUUAAUUUCACUUACUGAAGGCGAUUUAAUCAUCUCUAUGACAAAUCAGUCAUCCUCUGAAUAGCCACAACACUGAGACAUGCAGACUCAGACUUAUGAAUAAGCAACAUCCAGUGAUGGAGUGGAACAAAGUACAUUUAUUCAAGUACUGUACUUAUCUACAGUUUUGAGGCACUGGUCCUUUACCUGAAAAUUUGAAUUUUCUAAUGGUGUCAGUUCCAUGCAACUUCAUUUAAUUUAACCUCAUACACACAUUUUUUUAGACAGGCUUUGGAAAAUAGCGUUUAGACCAAGCAGAAACCUCAGUGGCUGAAAAAUGAAGCCAAUACGCGAGUGCCAAAAAACUGCAGUUCUUUGAAUGGCCUUUUGAGGGG
Plectropomus leopardus (leopard coralgrouper) is the source of this 3216-nucleotide messenger RNA. It is a transcript of the gene cep68, whose product is annotated as centrosomal protein 68. NCBI's taxonomy places the organism in Eukaryota, Metazoa, Chordata, Actinopteri, Perciformes, Serranidae. The record is from RefSeq and is a predicted model, not a curated record.